CCUGCCGGUGCCGGGGACUGGUGGUGAGGAGCUGCAGCGGCGCUACGGGACUGGACCGUCAACCGGGAGAGUGGACACACUGAGGCCGACGGAGACGAUGGAGCGCAUGUCUGAGGAGGCGCUGAGGCUGAACUUGUUGAAACGAGGCCUCGAGUCACACAGCGAGCGAGAGGAGGUACUAGCCAAACGGCUCAAAAUGGAAGGCCAUGAGGCCAUGGAGCGCCUGAAGAUGCUUGCCCUUUUGAAGCGUAAGGACCUAGCUGACCUGGCAGCGCUGGAGGUUUCAGGGCCCCUGGCGGACAGGAAGGGCCCCGAUGUGAGCAGCCUUCAUCACCAGAGUUUAAUGGGUGCUGCUGCUUAUGAAGAGAAAAUGAACGGGCAGUCUCAGGUUGGGAGGUCACAGGCGGCCAUAAGACGGGAAGGAAAACAUCUUGACGAGCCGGUGGACAUGAGCGCCGGGAGACGAUGUGAUGUGGACCACGACAGACAAACUCCGUCUCCAGAUGUCAUUGUCCUUUCAGACAAUGAGGCAUCCAGUCCAAGAACAACUCCCCGACCUGACCAGCGCCUCCACCAGGCCAACCUGGAAAUGUUCAAGGGGAAGAGUGAGGAGGAGCGGCAGCAGAUGAUCAAAGCUCUGAGGGAAGAGCUUCGUCUGGAAGAGGCCCGCCUGGUGCUGCUGAAGAAAUUACGUCAGAGUCAGAUGCAGAAGGAGAACAUGGUGCAGAAGGUCAGAGCUGUUACUGUGGCACUCACUGAUUGCACAAACACCAAAGGAGGGAUGGGGCUGGUCUCUGGCAGCCACACCUCUCUGGAGGCUUUACCCUCCAACAUGGCUAGGAAGGGGAGUGAGCAGGAGGGCUCUCUCCAGCUUUGGCACUGUUUGGACCUACCUAUGGGGAAGAGUGAGGAGGAGCGGCAGCAGAUGAUCAAAGCUCUGAGGGAAGAGCUUCGUCUGGAAGAGGCCCGCCUGGUGCUGCUGAAGAAAUUACGUCAGAGUCAGAUGCAGAAGGAGAACAUGGUGCAGAAGGUACCGGUGGUCCAGAACCUUGCCUCAUCUUCACAGCCUUCUCUGAUCCAUAGCUCUUCUGGCCUGGGAAAGCUGCUGGCCCGGCCUGGCCUGCACAACCCUGAACCCCACAACCUCCGCACUGCUCAGAGUCAAAACAUUUUAAACUUCAAUCUUCCCAAAGUGCAGAUGACCAGAAUUCUGGAGGUGGAUUUAGGAGGAGAAUGA
Thalassophryne amazonica is the source of this 1237-nucleotide messenger RNA. RefSeq names its product transcriptional repressor p66-beta-like. The transcript has 7 exons. Gene Ontology annotation, cellular component: NuRD complex. NCBI's taxonomy places the organism in Eukaryota, Metazoa, Chordata, Actinopteri, Batrachoidiformes, Batrachoididae. Gene Ontology annotation, biological process: negative regulation of transcription by RNA polymerase II. The record is from RefSeq and is a predicted model, not a curated record. Bases 98 to 1237 code for a protein of 379 amino acids.